CAUACAUAUCUAAAUCCAAAAAACUAAGGCUUUUGUUGAUUUCCAAUAAACAUGGUUGGUUAUACAACAAUGAUUUUUGCAUUGUUUUUUUUCUUAUGCAUCAUUUUUCAAAUUAAUCGAAGACGAUGUUGCAAAUGCCCCAUCUCAAUAGAUUAUCCUUUUGUAGGCAUGUUACCACAACUCCUUUGGAACUUAUGGAAAUUUCAUGAUUUCAUAACCCAAACUCUCAAACAACAACAUAGAAGCACAGGUGAGUUCAAGGGACCUUGGUUUUCACAAAUGAACUUUUUAAUCACUAGUGACCCCUUCAAUGUCCAUCACAUUAUGAGCAAGUUUUUUUACAACUAUGUCAAAGGUUCUGAGUUUCAUGAUAUUUUUGAAGCCUUUGGUGAUGGAAUCUUUGCUACUGAUUCAGACACAUGGAAAUACAAUAGGUCUCUUUUUCAUUCUGUUUUCAAACAGAGAGACUUUGAAAUUUUUCAAGAGAAAAUCAUACACAAAAAAUUGGAGACAAGUUUGUUUCCUAUGUUGGAUCAUGUUGAAAAACAAGGGUUAGUGUUGGAUUUACAAGAUGUCUUUAGUCGAUUCACAUUUGACAACAUUUGUUCCGUAAUUCUUGGAUGUGAUCCUAAUUGUCUUUCAAUUGACUUCCCCUAUGUUGUUUGUGAGAAGGCUUUUGACCAAAUUGAAGAAUGCAUAUUUUAUAGACAUGUUUUGCCUAAAAGUGUUUGGAAGUUCCAAAAAUUACUUGGAAUUGGUCAUGAGAGAAAAAUGACCAAAGCAUGCAAAGAAUUUGAUCAAUUUAUAUAUUCAAGUAUUGAGUCCAAAAGAGAAGAGCUAAGAAAAUGUAGCAAAAAUAAUAUUGAAAUGGUUGAUUUGUUAACACUUUUUAUGAGAAAAGAUAAGGAGUCACAACAAGUAAUACAUGACGACAAGUUUUUAAGGGAUGCUGCAUUUAAUCUCUUUGUUGCGGGAAGAGAUACUAUAACUUCGGCACUUACAUGGUUAUUUUAUCUUGUUGCUACACACCCUUUAGUUGAAACCAAAAUUCUUGAAGAGAUUAAAGAUAAUUUUAAGACUAUUAAUAUUGAAAAGAAGUUAGGUGUGGAUGAUGUGAAAAAACUUGUUUAUCUCCAUGGUGCUAUUUGUGAAGCUCUAAGGCUUUUUCCUCCUAUUCCCUUUGAGUCCAAGAAAGCAAUUAAAGGUGAUAUACUUCCAAGUGGACACAUUGUUGAUCCUAAUACAAUGAUACUAUUUUCUUUGUAUUCAAUGGGAAGAUUUGAAGAUAUAUGGGGAAAAGAUUGCUUGGAGUUCAAGCCAGAGAGAUGGAUAUCUGAAAGAGGAAGAAUUGUUCAUGAGCCAUCUUACAAAUUCUUUACUUUUAAUGCUGGACCUAGGACUUGUUUGGGUAAAGACUUGUCCUUCAUUCAAAUUAAGAUGAUAGCAACUUCUAUUUUGUGCAAAUAUCGUGUCCAAGUAGGGGAAGAUCACAUUCCUAUCUUAAGCCAUUCAAUUGUUCUUCUUAUGAAGAAUGGUUUGAGGGUUAAGUUAACAAAAAGACAAAAUUGAUGUAUGGAAGAUAUAAAUUUCAUCUAAAGAAACUAUUAAUAAUUGUCUCU
Messenger RNA from Cicer arietinum (chickpea), 1619 nucleotides. Its product is annotated as alkane hydroxylase MAH1-like. The record is from RefSeq and is a predicted model, not a curated record. Gene Ontology annotation, molecular function: monooxygenase activity; heme binding; oxidoreductase activity, acting on paired donors, with incorporation or reduction of molecular oxygen. NCBI's taxonomy places the organism in Eukaryota, Viridiplantae, Streptophyta, Magnoliopsida, Fabales, Fabaceae.